This is a messenger RNA of Zasmidium cellare ATCC 36951, 1671 nucleotides long. RefSeq lists its product as uncharacterized. NCBI's taxonomy places the organism in Eukaryota, Fungi, Ascomycota, Dothideomycetes, Mycosphaerellales, Mycosphaerellaceae. The transcript has 2 exons. The record is from RefSeq and is a predicted model, not a curated record. The coding region runs from base 1 to 1671 and encodes 556 amino acids.
AUGAGCAUUCCAGAAGCUGCCACGCUCUCCGCCGAGCAACAAGCCCGCCUGCACGAAGUGGCCGACCUGAUGCUCACCAUCUACACCACUCUCGCCGAAAUGCGGUACGUCAGGCCGGUCGGGAUCAUCAAAGGACCCCACGACAUCACGGAUAUGCGAGAAACAUAUACCAAACACAAACUCUCUCCAGAAAUCAUCUACCUCUACAGCAUCCUGCCCUACAUCGACACCGACCUCGCCGACGCCGGAGACUUCUUCCAAGGUGGCGAGUUCUACAACCAUAUGGACCCUCGGCAAGUCGAGCGAGGACGGGAUCCCUGCUACUCCUCGCCUCGAGAGGGCUUCGAUGUUGAACAGGGCGAGUAUAUGCAUCCGUGGUAUACGCCGCUUUCGAACUGCGGGAAUCAUUCCUCGAUUAUUGUGUACGAUGCGAGGGGGCAUCGGAUUUGGAUCCUGGACCAGAUUCAGAGGAAUUCGACGGAUCCGUUCUUUUGUCCGCUUUGGUAUGGGGAGGUGGUGAAGGCGGAGAGUAAUUGGGGGGAUAACGAAGGCUCUGAGGGAAGCAGCGAGUUCUGGGAUGAUGAGGACCAGCUUGACCAAACCGAGCUGGACGGCCUCAAAGCAGAUCGAGCCGAAGAAAUUGAAUACGACGAAGGGUUCGACAUCGUUGAGCAAAUGUCUGAAUGGGAUCGCCCACAGGCUCUCAAUCUCACGAACCAGAACAGUCUCGAACUAAUCUUCAGCCGAGAUGCUACUGAUGCGCUCCGAGACAUCAACCAAUACUAUCGAGACUUGAAGGAAAUCCCUGGCCAAGGCGAGCACACACGCGGAAUCUGGCAGACCCCCAAACUCGUCAGACCUCUGUACCCGAAGAACGGCUGGCCGGACGAUUUCAAUGGAGAUGGUUUCGAAAUCGACAUGAUUCGUGCGGAUGCUGCCAAAAGAGCGAGGCACUUUUCGAAAAUGCCUCUGCAGCAGGUGAGACGCUGUGAGCGCUGGGCUCCCAGCCCAGAGACCGAGAAGCAUAAACACCAGGCCGAGAACGCAUCGGAUCUUGAUGCAAAAUGGGGCGCCCGGUUCAAGCUUUUCGAAGAGGAGGGACACAAGAUGUGGAAUGACAGACAGCUGCAGAGAGCCCGGGAGAAAGUGGCCAAGUAUGGUCGAGAUGGAAAAGCCCAACGAGAGGAAGACUUGCCUUUGUGGGAGUAUGAGCAAAUGCGAGUUGAUAUGUCGGGCUCCGCGGAGAGGACGCAACGCCCGGAGAACUGGAAAGAUGCGUACGGAGACGAUGAGAAGAGUAUCAGAAUCCUCGAAAUCAAGCAUCAACACCACAUUGAUCGCCUAACCCUCCACGAGAGGGCACUUGCAUCGCCCAAAGCCGAUGCCGAACGACUCUGUCCCGGGUGGACAUUUCAAGAAGCGACGGGCAUGAAGUCUCUUGGCCCGCCUGAGAUGUCGACGAAGAUCGAGCGGACGAAAGACGUUCUUGCCUAUUCGCAAAAGUACUUUGACAUGAUCAGGGAGUUUGCCGAGAGCGUACCAAAGGAAGCAACAGAGGCGACAAAGGCGGUCUCAGCGCAUAUGAAGAGGUGGGAGAGAGAUGUCUUCAAUAGACAGGAAUCGUUGAAGAAGUACGAAGAGCGGCUCAAAGCGCAUGGAAAUAUCAACUGA